Molecule: messenger RNA, 501 nt
Organism: Diatraea saccharalis (sugarcane borer)
Lineage: Eukaryota; Metazoa; Arthropoda; Insecta; Lepidoptera; Crambidae
Source: the annotation of a GenBank genome assembly
AUGAUUCAUGACAUUCCUGAACAACUGAAUGAAGAUACCUCUCAGCUUAUGUCAAGGGUUGUUCUUGACAAAUUAAAAGCUGAUGGUUUUACAAUCGGGAAUAUUAAAGACUCAUACAGGCUGGGUCGAUCCAGUAACCACAAUAAGCCUCGGCCUAUUAUUGCUAAAUUUCAGUUGAAUAGUACUCGAAACAGGAUUUGGUCCAGCAAGUCAAAGCUGAAGAAUACUGGUAUAACCUUGUCUGAAUACUUGACGCAUUCUCGUCGCACUGUAUUCAUGGUUGCCCGCGAAAAGUAUGGAAUCAAUAGAUGUUGGACUCGUGAUGGCGUCACACUCGUGCUUGGCCUUAACAAUACCAGGCAUCGCAUCACAUGCAUGGAAGAGUUACAUUCGAUUGACUCCGAGCCUGCCAACUCUGUGGCUUCUACGACGGAUUGCAGCCACAAAGAAUGUACACGAUCUUGCAUUCAUUCAUUUUCUUUUUUUUUAUAUUUUGCAUAG